Molecule: messenger RNA, 2043 nt
Organism: Myripristis murdjan (pinecone soldierfish)
Lineage: Eukaryota; Metazoa; Chordata; Actinopteri; Holocentriformes; Holocentridae
Gene: dtd1
Product: D-aminoacyl-tRNA deacylase 1
Exons: 6
Coding region: 89-712 (207 amino acids)
Biological process (GO): tRNA metabolic process
Cellular component (GO): cytoplasm
Molecular function (GO): D-tyrosyl-tRNA(Tyr) deacylase activity
Source: RefSeq, a predicted model, not a curated record
UUUUGGCCAGAAGAGGGCGACAGUGCUACGUAAUCGUUUUUUGGUAAUCGGAAGUUGUAAGAGCGUGCUCACCAGCACAACGAAAACAAUGAAAGCUAUCAUUCAAAGGGUCACGAAGGCGAGUGUGACAGUGGGAGAAGAGCAGAUCAGCUCGAUAGGACGAGGACUGUGUGUACUGCUGGGCAUUUCUGUUGAGGACACCCAGAAGGAUGUUGACUACAUGGUCCGCAAGAUCCUCAACCUGCGUCUGUUCGAGGAUGAGAAUGGCCGGGCGUGGAGCAAAAGUGUCAUGGACAGGGAGUUUGAAAUACUGUGUGUCAGCCAGUUCACCCUGCAGUGCAUACUGAAGGGCAACAAGCCGGACUUCCACUCAGCCAUGCCUGCAGAGUUGGCCCAGCCCUUCUACAACAACAUCCUGGAGAACAUGAGGAGCACCUACAAGCCAGAGCUCAUUAAAGAUGGGAAGUUUGGGGCCUACAUGCAGGUCCACAUUCAAAAUGAUGGACCCGUCACCAUUGAACUGACUUCCCCUACUGGUCCCACAGACCCCAAACAGCUGUCCAAGCAGGAGAAGCAGCAGCAGAGGAAAGAGAAGACGCGCUCCAAAGGCCCCUCGGAGCUGGGCAGGGAGAAAGGUGCCCUGCGUUCCAGACAAGACCCCAACGCCAGCAGCGGGGCCGAGGGUGACGUGUCCUCAGAGAGGGAGCCAUAGGGCAGCACGAUAUCAUUUCGGGGACGUGACAGGGAGCCCAGUUUCCUCAGGAUGGCCUUAAUCCUCGGUGACUUCUACACCUGACUGUGGACUGUCCUCCUUCUUGUUCGCAAACCAACUGGAUUCUCUCGGCCCCUCACAGAACGUUGUACCCUUGCUGGCAUCCUUGGCCACUCUCCUUCGAGGAUCAAGCUCAGAUUGGCUAGGUGUAAACAAGGUAGCGACGAGGACGUUUGGCUACACGGCGAUGCCCAGUCACCUCAGAUUUACGAAGGGAGACUGAACAAGGAUGCAUGGGAAGGGAACAUGGGUGAUUUAAGACGGAACACCCUCUUUUUUUUUUUUUUUCCUCAACAUCAGCAGUGCUAUAACUGUAUGACCCCAAGUAGCAUUCUGCUGCCCCUCUCUUUCUCUCUGUGUCUUUAUAUCUGUCCUCGUUUCUGCCUCUUACACACUCUGUCACGCUGUCUCUUUCUCUCUCUCCCUCUGUCUCUUGUUUACCUCUCAGUCCACUGCUCCCGCUUAAUCUCUGCUUCAAGACAUGGCACCCUGAAGCAUCUCACAGCUCCCUGACCUGUAGUACAGCCGCAGGGACAUCAGGAUAGUGGUAAUACGUCAGCACUGCCAUAUUGAUUGCACCAUUGAAACUCUGUGAUUGGCUUAAUUCAUGUGUGAUUUAAAUAUUUAAAAGCUUGCCUAGGGUAUGUUUGACCCCCUUACACCUGGUAUUAACAUGCAUCUCAGGUGAUAUGGUGGCCGUCAGAUAGUGCUUGAUCACAUAAAAAUAUGGAUGUUAAUGCACCCAGGACAUAUUGGGGAUGAAUUUUGAUCUGAUUGCCCAAAUCAACCCUUCCUACCCAGAUAAUGCAGGAUGACAAGGAUGUGAUAUGUGAUAUACUAUGAUUGGCUUGCAUGCACUGUUGACACACUUCAAGACACGUUAAUACCAGGUGUAAAGAGUCUAUCUUGAAUGAUUCACCCCACCGGACCCAUUCAGAGGACAUGACUGUUUCAAACUGCAGGGAGGGAUAGUGCCAUACUGCCAGCUUUAGUUGUAGUGUAUUUUAUCUCUAGGAUUGAGUAGGUUGGGCUUAGUGACUAGGAAAUAAAUGGGCUCAGUGAUCUAUGCUUUACCUCUGUGGCAACCAGGGCUGAGAGGAGACAGUGGUGUUUCGGCAUAGGGGCCCAAAAUUCGCCACCAUGCUUGGGCAGGCACUGUCACUCUGGCCAAACAAAAACACCAUUUAUUAUGUACAGUUAUAUUGUGUUUGUGUCAAUCGACAGACUUGAAUGUACAUUUUUGUUGUCAUUUUAUAAAGAUGUCGGGAGAA